AUGAUCAUCUGCGGUUGUGGGAAUAGCGCUGAUUUGGGCUCCAGUGUCAAUCCGGAAACGUCUGUGAGUCGCAGUGUCACAAACAUAGAAGGUGCGACCAGAGCCGGAAGAGCGAGAGAAAACGGUCGCAUCUAUUCUCUGACUAACGGGUUUCCCUGUUAAGGCUUAAAAGAGCAAAGUGAGGAACAGCGAAGUGCCUUUACUCCGAAAGUAAUGUGAUAUCAACAAGUAUCAGCAGUAGUUGUUAGUAACCUUACUCCGGACAAAUAAUUUAUCCUUACCGUUCCUUUGAUUUGCUCGCAUAUUCUACCGUUGAAGAUGGAACAGGUUCGCCGGCGGAUUGCGAAGAAUGACAUUAGUUGCUUGGAUUUUUAUGGGCCUCGACGUCUCGGCGUAUUUCUCUUCGGGCCGUUUCUGUAACACGUCGCGCGCCAAGCCUGGCGGGGUGGACAUGCGUAGUGAUAAAAUAUCGAAGGAUGCCAUGUAUGUCAGAACCAGCAAGAUGAAGGAAUGGCUGUACACAGGUGAACAAUCGAGUGUAGUUUAUCACAUUCUAUACCACAACAUUGUAAAGGCCAGAUAGGACGGCGCCCCACCUCACAAAUGCUUUAACACAAACGGGUCGUUUGGAGGGGCGAUCCACUGUCUCAAGUCGCAGCUCACACGCUGGAGGAAGUCCACGAGUUCGACUUCGGCAGCACGCGAGCCGGCGAACAAGACGAGGUGGAAACUGUCGGAGGCGUUGCUGUCAGAAACCAACUCCUCUGUUAGACAUAUUGGCCUACCAUCGUGUUAUCACACGUUACGCGCACGCAGCCAGGAAGCACUGAUCACAGAGCAGAGAGAGGCAAACGCCGUCAUCACCCCGUGAAACCACUAUGGGCCAGGCCGCCUGUACCAGACCUGGACACGGACGUAACCCUUCCUGCCCCACCCUCACGGCACGACGUUCUUGCACUCCAGCGGUGUUUUAUGAUGAACUCCUGUUCGAAUUCGAAAGCUUACGUUAAUAAAGCAGCCGUCGCAUUGAACACAUCGUUGUCUUCUCUUCAAAAGUCUUCUGGGCUGCAUAUACUCUCUUCCAUCUAUGGCGCGAGUGUUGUGAAGCUCCACUUCGGGGCCGAGAUGUGGAUAUGGCCAUUUGACCGUCACUUACGACGAGGUCCGCCAUUGCCACACUUCACUACGAGACAGAGUUGUGCCCCAGUUACUUCCCGAUCACCUCCUACUCUCACAGGUUUGGAGUCACAAAACAAAGUCAAGACGAUCGGAGAUAGGUGUUGACACAGUGUCCGGACAAAACUAACGUCACAUCUAUGCAUGCCAAACUCAGAACUGUCGCUAAUAGUCAGCAUCGUUGAUGACACCCCAUCCUUUGUUAAAAAAGGCAACAUGCAUAAGAUUUGGGACAACAUUAGAUGACUAAUAUGGUUUAUUUGGAAGAUGAAGGAAUGACUGGACACAGGUGAACACUCGGAUGUCGUUUAUCAAAUCCUGCACCAUAACUGUCCUUGACAUUGUAAAGGCCAAGCAGGUUGACGUCUGAAGUCACAAAUACUUGAACGCAAAUGGGUCGUUCGGAGAGGCAACCCACUGUCUCAAGUCGCCGCUCACAUGCUGGAGGACGGCUGCUUUUUGUCAGCAGCUUUUUACCAGGGCGGAACAAACGUAGUUUUUUUUCCAUAUCGACAUUUAGAUUGCCUUUCCAUCGAUGUCCGACGGAAUGUUUUGCGAUCAGCCUUCCAUUGUCCUCACAGAGAUGGCGUCUGGCAAACUACAUCAAAUGGUGGACGUGGGUUGCUCCGAAUUCGAGCCACUGCAGGAGAGAUGCCGAAUCAUAUUACGGAAGUAACUUACCAACAUGGGGAUAGCUGGUAUGCCGGCUAGGCUUCUGAUUCACCCAAGUGGCUGGACAAGCCUUCAAUCAUUCUAGAAGUCUGGCGUCACACAGCACGUGAGCGGCGUCGUAACAGCCGGAGAUCUGACCAGAUGCCCGAUCUUGGUUGUUUUAAUCGAUAAUCACUUUCGUUUAUUCCCUUCAGCGACAUUACCUCCAAGGUCACGUAUGGACGAGUAACCCUCAACCUGUUUCCAACAAGUCGUUUUGUCGUUCUUUUCGUUUCACCACGACUCCCUUGCAGUAGUUUUCCACUUUUUAUGGUCGAUAAUAAAUUUACAUCUUUCGAUUAUCUGCCCCGUCAUGUAUGAUGCCCUGCCUGCCUGUAUCAUUCGAUGCCGCCCGUUGUGAGACAUAAUGACUUCUAGACAGGACUUCUUCCAAACAGCUGGUCCGUCUGAAUUCAAGCUGCCGUCAACCCCUUCCAAUUGCAUCUGUCAUCCGACGACGCUAUCUCGCUCAGCCGCUGUAGCGUGUGAGCGUAUCAUUCGGUAGGCAUCCGAAAAGAGUUGCCUCUUGUCCGUCCAGUCUCUCGAGACAAGCGCUAUUGACAAGAAUUCAGGACGCAUCAAGAGCGUAGCUGCAAUAAGCGCGUGCGCUUUCAACUAUCUAUUCAUUGUCGGACCUGUAUAGUAACGUAAGAGGGGGUGAAAUACAGGCUGAAGAUGCACAGAUCUGGUGUUUAGUAAUCGAAAGCAUAUGUUUCCCGAGAUUGACUUUCUAAAUGUCAACAUGGGUAUCAUCACCAACUUAACGAAUACUUGAUGAGCUGCUUUGGUAUUUUCUUCAAAUAAACCUUGACUCAUUUGUUCACCUCUGCGUUCGCACAUUGCCCACCGAACUGGUAAUAAGCUUGCGUGGAUGUUUGCAGGAAACCCAUGUAAAUAUCCAUUUUUGUUCAAAUAAACAAACAUUGACACAAUAAACCUUUGAAUGUGAGCGUGAUACCAACAAUGCCUAUCUUAAUUUAUCAUGUCCCCAGGUCAUCUUCAUUGAAAUUAGGCCAACAUUUUCUGUCACCAACGUUUAAACUGCCACACCAAGUCCGACGUUUUCAGUAAAAGCCGUGACGCGAUUGAAUUAUGCGUAUUUUCUAAAUUUACGGCCUCCAAUAGCGAAGCGAAUGACUGUAUUCGACUUGGCGAAUGACGCACACGGAUAGUUUGCGAUAAAAAGCACAGAUAAUUCUAUGAAAGAUCAUGAGUACCUCGAACCUCAACUACGAUGCUCCAAUACGUUCCGUGCCCGAACAGACUUUUGGUUUAUUUCCUUUUGACAUUGGGCCUCCUCAAUUUUCUAUAUACAGCAGGAUGGUGGAUCUCUAUUCAUCGGGAGAUCCCUUCAGGCAGAAAUGCAGGCGACUGCAAGUCCGACUGGCAACACCUCGUUUACUCGCCUAAGACAAACAGUUUUGAGUUGUCACUCGUGGUGCAUGUCGCGAACGGUGGUCACGGCAUGAACAGAAGUGCCGACCGGCGCAUCCCUAGUCGACAAGUCCUUCUGCAUCCUUCACGUCAACAGACCUAUACGUUUGCGGAGAUGGCCGAGAUCGAGGAUAAUAACUGGAGACUCCCAAUUCCUAAAUCCGUUUUCAUGCUCUACCCACAGGCGUUGGAUAUGAAACAGGUGGUGGCAAAUAUAACGAGCUGCCGUUCCAUAUCAGAGGUAGGCGUGGAAAAUGAAGAAAUGCGAAUCAUCUGCUUCUGCGGUAUCUAUCGAAUGAGGCAUUUAAACUGCACUUAUUUGACUGCAGUACAUUGUCCUAGUUGAAUCUGACUACUCGUGCUCAUUAAUUAUUUUCAGGCUGGCUUAUGCUUGGAUGUUGUUUCAGCAACCGAUGUAUAUUUCACCGGUCACAGGCCCGAAGUAAGUAAUAGUUGCAGUGGUGAUCGUGCAAAAGUUCUUCUCAGGCCGAAUAUCUUCCACAUAACUUUCUAGCUGCGAUCGGGGCUAUAAGCCAGUGCGUGUCUGCAAAGUUAUUCGGUAAUGUCGUUGGAUCCUUGAGAGCCAAACGGGCUUUAUAUGGGCAGUGUUUGAUUGAGCAGGCUGGAUUAUGAUGCAACCUGUGGUAAGACUUCUAAUGAGAAAAGUUUUCUUACGGUACACAUCUAAUGUUGUCAGUUACGAAUUUCUUACACGACUGUUCAUUUUAACUAAUUUUACACAAUGCAUUGCCUCUCAUUUGCCUGAGUCGCCUCUUCUCCCUUUUAUAGGCUCCUAUAUUUGAUCAGACGAUCAGAUUCUUCAACAUCAGCUCGACUGUCUGCGUGCCAGGAAAAGCAGUCAAAGAAGUUCUGGAUGCUAUUGUAGUGGUUAAGUCAGCCGUCUACAACUUUGCAGUUCGUGAUCGCAUUCGGAGAACCUAUGCCAAAGAAGGCAAGCGUGAACAUGCUUUCCGCAUCGCCAUGGUCUUCUCCGUAGGACUACCCCGAAGCAGCGGGGGUCGGUACUUUCAGCGUGACGGUUUGAACAUCUCACUGCCGGGCCGGGCGGGCGAGUCGCUGGAGAAGAUGCGGAAUGAAGGGCCGGCAGUUCUCAGAAAACUGGCAGAAGAAGCUCAAGUCAACGGUGACCUCCUACUGGGUGACUACGAGGACACCUACUAUAACCUUAGUCUCAAAUUAUUCCAUACCUUCCAAUGGGCCUCUUAUUUUUGUCGUCCACAUUUCACCUCCCAACAACGACCUCCUGUCUUCAUUCUCCUGGACGAUGACUAUGCUUUCAAUGCAACCAACUUAAAGACUGAACUGAAGGCACUCUCGGACACGCAAAUUCGACGAGUGACCUGGGGUGUGCGGCAGGCGAGUAGUCCAGUAUAUCGUCCUCUCGUCUCGCCAGGUUUUGAAAAAUGGAUCCUCUCAAAACGUCAAAUGCCCUGGCCCUACUUCGCGCCUUAUGCCUCCGGCGCCUUCCUUGUCAUCGGCGUCGAUACUCUUCAGGAAAUCGCCCUGGCCAUGUACUUCACGCUACAAUUUCCAGUUGAUGAUGCCUGGUUAGGCAUGGUUAUGACAAAGUUGGAUGUCAACGUUGAGCCGCGUCCAUCCAUGCAUAUCUCUAGGCCGAAGAAGCUUAGGAAAGAACUGGUUUCCUUUGCACCCCUCGACUACCUCUUCGACAAACAAUAG
Molecule: messenger RNA, 5022 nt
Organism: Spirometra erinaceieuropaei
Lineage: Eukaryota; Metazoa; Platyhelminthes; Cestoda; Diphyllobothriidea; Diphyllobothriidae
Source: the annotation of a GenBank genome assembly